CAUUGGCCAUUAUAUUGAACUCAAUUCACCAUUGCUCCACCACCUCACCUCACCUCCCUUGCUUGCAUUGCAUGAUUUUUCCUUCCUGUUUCUGCUCAUACCUCUGUUUUCCCGGAGUUAAAGAAUGAAGAGGUUUUCGAUCAAGGUCGAGGAAGGAAGGGAAGGCAAAGAUGGGAAACCGUCCAUUGGACCGGUUUAUCGAAAUGUUAUUGCGAAAGAUGGCUCUCCUUCUCUGUUUGAGGAUUUGAACACAUCUUGGGAUCUUUUCAGAGUUUCAGCUGAAAAGUAUGCUGGAAGGCAAAUGCUCGGAUGGCGAAAAUUUGUCGAUGGGAAGCCAGGACCUUACAUAUGGAAAACUUACAAAGAAGUUUAUGGUGAUGUUCUUAACAUUGGUUCUGCACUACGCGCUGUUGGCGUCAAACCGGGCUCGAGAAUCGGGAUUUAUGGGGAGAACUGUCCUCAAUGGAUAAUAGCAAUGGAGGCCUGCAAUGCCCACAGUAUGAUCUGUGUGCCACUCUAUGAUACCCUCGGACAUGAAGCUGUUAACUUCAUUAUAGACCAUGCAGAGAUCGAUAUCGUUUUCGUCCAAGAUAAGAAAGCAAAAGAACUAUUAAAGUCUGAAAGGACAAACCCUGAGAGGCUGAAAGUUGUUGUCUGCUUUACUUCACUCAAGGAGGAAGAUAAGAUCUCAGCCGCAGACAAUGGGGUGAAAACAUACUCAUGGGACGAGUUCUUUCGCCUGGGAAAAGAAAAUCCUUCUGAGAUCACUCCUCCACGACUUCUCGACAUUUGCACGAUUAUGUACACAAGUGGAACUAGUGGAACUCCUAAAGGUGUUGUGUUAACACAUGAAACCUUAGUAACGUUUAUUAGAGGAGUUGAUAUCUACAUGGAGCAGUUUGAAGACAAGAUGACAGAGGAUGAUGUGUAUCUAUCAUUCCUGCCUCUAGCUCAUAUCCUCGACCGAACGGUCGAGGAAUAUUUCUUUCGUAAAGGCGCAUCUGUUGGCUACUACCAUGGGGAUCUUAAUGGAAUAAAAGAAGAUCUAAUGGAGUUAAAGCCGACGCUUAUAGUCGGAGUACCUCGAGUUUUUGAGAGGAUUCAGGAAGGAAUCAAACAAGCUGUACAAGUACUCAAUCCAGUGAGAAGAAAGGCUUUUGAUUUGCUCUAUAGAUACAAACUUUCAUGGAUGAAUAGAGGAUACAAGCAGAAAGAAGCAUCCCCUUUGGCAGAUUUCUUGGCAUUCAGGAAGGUGAAAGCUAGAUUAGGCGGCCGCCUUCGACUAAUAAUAUCUGGGGGUGCAGCCUUAAGCUCAGAAGUGGAAGAGUUUCUGAGGGUCACAUGUUGUGCUUUUUUUAUCCAAGGAUAUGGAUUGACUGAAACUUGUGGACCAACAACUAUUGGCUUUCCUGAUGAAAUGUGUAUGCUCGGAACCGUUGGGAGCGUUACUCCAUUCAAUGAUCUUCGCUUGGAGGAGGUUCCAGAGAUGGGUUACAAUCCUCUUGGGGAUCGUCCAUGUGGUGAAAUAUGUGUGAGAGGAAAGUCUGUUUUCACUGAAUACUACAAAAACCCUGAACUAACCAAAGAGGCAAUAAAGGAUGGUUGGUUUCACACAGGAGACAUAGGAGAAAUCUUACCCAAUGGGGUUGUGAAGAUCAUUGACAGGAAGAAGAAUCUCAUAAAACUAUCCCAAGGAGAAUACAUAGCACUCGAAUACUUAGAAAAUGUCUACUCGAAUACCCCGAUCGUCGAGGAUAUAUGGAUCUAUGGGAAUAGCUUCAAAUCAAGGCUAGUUGCAGUGGUGGUUCUACAUGAGGAAAACACCAAGAAAUGGGCAAAUUCUAAUGGCUUUUUGUGUUCUUUCUCUGAGCUUAGUUCUCUUGAACAGCUCAGAAAUUAUGUUCUCUCUGAGCUCACUUCCACAGCUGAAAGAAACAAGUUGAAACGUUUCGAAUACAUCAAAGGAGUUGUGUUGGAAUCACACCCAUUUGACAUCGAAAAAGAUAUGGUGACAGCAACUUUGAAAAAGAAGAGAAACAAUCUACUCAAACACUAUGAGGUGCAAAUCAACGAAGAAUAUAAAAACUUGGAGGCAAAGAGGUGAUGAAGUUGAAGCACAGCUGAUCUGUCUGAAAUAAAAAUCAUACAUCCAAAACCAUUUGGUUGUAGUAACAAAGAAACAGCUCUUUCUUUCUCUUUUUUCUUCUUCUCGCAAAUUAAGGACUAUGUGGGUUCACUGACAGAUGGGAGUAUGGUAGUUGAAUGAUGCUUCAGUAGACCUCAUUCUAUGGAAGGGUUACAAAAUAAGUUUAUAUAUUAAGAAACUACCAUCUUCUUCGGAAAA
Messenger RNA from Cucurbita moschata (crookneck pumpkin), 2344 nucleotides. Its product is annotated as long chain acyl-CoA synthetase 1-like. Lineage: Eukaryota; Viridiplantae; Streptophyta; Magnoliopsida; Cucurbitales; Cucurbitaceae. Bases 125 to 2104 code for a protein of 659 amino acids. Gene Ontology annotation, biological process: cutin biosynthetic process; fatty acid metabolic process; wax biosynthetic process. Gene Ontology annotation, molecular function: long-chain fatty acid-CoA ligase activity. The record is from RefSeq and is a predicted model, not a curated record. Gene Ontology annotation, cellular component: endoplasmic reticulum; membrane. The transcript is spliced from 20 exons.